This is a messenger RNA of Zonotrichia albicollis (white-throated sparrow), 1614 nucleotides long. The record is from RefSeq and is a predicted model, not a curated record. NCBI's taxonomy places the organism in Eukaryota, Metazoa, Chordata, Aves, Passeriformes, Passerellidae.
GCCGCGGUGCUGACCCUGUGUGUGUGUCACAGGUACGGCGAGGUCGUCAACAUCAACCUCGUGCGCGACAAGAAGACCGGGAAGUCCAAGGGCUUCUGCUUCCUGUGCUAUGAGGACCAGAGAAGCACCAUCCUGGCAGUGGAUAACUUCAAUGGGAUCAAGAUCAAGGGACGGACCAUCCGCGUGGACCACGUGGCAAACUACCGGCCCCCCAAGGAGUCUGAGGACUGGGAUGACGUGACGAGAGCCCUCCAUGCCAAGGGCUGCGGGGUCAAAACGCCACCCCACACCUCGUCCGACUCCGCGUCUGAGGAUGAGGAUGUGCUCGUGAAAAAGCAGAAAGAGAAGCAACAGAGCAGAGCAGAACGGUCCAAGUCGAGCCCACAAGCCGGGAAGCGGGUGAGCACGGAGGAGCCCCAUGCCAGGAUCAAGAUCAAGAAGGAGAAGGAGGACCCGGGGUACGAGCGCUAUGCUGGCGGGAGCGCCGGGAGCAGGACGCAGCGGGAUGAGGAGCAGCGGCGGCACCAGCCUGGGCUGGCCCGCAGGGAUGCUCAGGGUCCAUUCCCCCUCAGGAUCGCCCCGGCACUGCUGAGACAGGCGUCCUAUGGCACCAUCAAGAUCGGCAUCUACCAGAGCCUGAAGCGGCUCUUUGUGGAUCGCAUGGAAGAUGAAACGUUGCUCAUCAAUGUGAUCUGUGGGGUGGUCUCGGGGGUCAUCUCUUCUGCACUGGCCAAUCCCACAGAUGUGCUGAAGAUCCGAAUGCAGGCUCAGGGCAGCUUGUUCCAGGGCGGGAUGAUCGGCAGCUUCAUUGACAUCUACCAGCAGGAAGGCACCCGAGGCCUCUGGAGAGGUGUUGUCCCCACGGCCCAGCGAGCGGCCAUCGUGGUGGGGGUGGAGCUGCCAGUCUACGACAUCACCAAGAAGCACCUGAUCCUGUCAGGCCUCAUGGGGGACACCAUCUUUGCCCACUUUGUUUCCAGCUUCACGUGCGGGCUGGCGGGAGCCAUCGCCUCCAACCCCGUGGACGUGGUGCGGACGCGGAUGAUGAACCAGCGCGCCAUCGUGGGCAGCACCGAGCUCUACAAGGGCACCCUGGAUGGCCUUGUCAAGACAUGGAAGAGUGAGGGCUUCUUUGCACUCUACAAAGGCUUCUGGCCCAACUGGCUUCGUCUGGGUCCCUGGAACAUCAUUUUUUUUAUCACAUACGAGCAGUUGAAGCGCCUCCCCUUCUGAGAGCUGCCUUCAUCUCACCAGAGUCAUCCUCAGGGCUGGCAGCAGGGCUGUGCUGCCGCCUCCCUCUUCAUCCCACUGUCCCCAUGUCGUGGUGUUUGGUCCCUGUGGGCUGGGCUCUCCCCACAUGCAUGGUCCCUGGAGCACGAGCUGCCUGGCACAGGGGGCAGCCACGUGUUUCCCACCCGGAGGUGUUGUGUGCCUGGGCCUGCAGGAAUAUCUUCUGUGAAGAUCUGUGUGUUCCAGUGGCCUUUAGGGCACUGUGGCUCGUGGCUGGCAGGUGUGGGUCUCCUCCCGUGCCCGUGGGGUGGGGCCCGUGAAGGUGCCAUUGUCAUCAUGUUUCUUGCAGAACUUGUAACUUCAUUAAAUUAUUUAUUGACUGGA